AUGCCCUUAUUACAAUCCCCAGUGCACCAAAUCCCCUUAGCGACACCCACAAAGCCGGCCGUCGCCGAUGUCACCUCGAAUCUAGGCCCGUGGAUCCACCCUCAUCUUGAACAGGGGGUGGUGCCGGUCAAGGGCCGGCAACUGCGGGCGUCGAAACCCAUCCAAAGGGGCGAGCGGUUGCUGGUCGACACGCCCUACGCCGUCAUUCCCGCGGUGGAUGACCCCAGCACCAGCGACGCUCUGAUGUGCAGUAAUCCCACCUGCAACCGACGGAUGCCGUGCAACGCGAAUCGCAUCGCCUGCCCGAAGACCUGUCUGGCAGAUGUGAUGUGGUGCAGUGAAGCGUGUCAAGCCGCGGAUCAUUCGCGACAUGAGUUCGAGUGCACCUGGCUGCACCGGUUUGCAGCCUCCAUUCGCUCGAAAUGGGGCGAGUAUGAGUUUGGGAUGCUCUGGCUGAUUGUGCGCAUUCUGGCUGCGCGACAGCUGGAACUGUCGGCCGGAGAAAGUGAUCUCGUUCUCAAGGGCACUGAUACCGCUCAUGGGCGUGGGUUCGCCCAGGGCUGGCAAGCUAUGCAGUCCUUCUGCGGAUCGGAGGACUCGUGGUCGCAUGCCCAGGUGCGAUCCUGGACCGCGCUCGUGAAGAAGUACCUUCGUGCUAGCCCGGCUUUGCCGCAUAACCUGCCGGACAGUGAUGUGGUCAAGCUCAUCUGUCAAGAAGAAGCUAAUUCGUUUGGCUUGUACCCCCGCGAAACGGGCCUGUAUCCCGUCCCCCCAGAUGCCCUCAACAGAGGCGAGCAGUUCGGUGCCGCAGUCUAUCCCCGUGCGGCCAUCGCCAAUCAUUCGUGCGGUCCGAAUAUAAUGCAUCAACCUGACCAACACGGUCGCAUGGUGUUCACUGCGGCGAAGGAUAUCGCGGCGGGUGAAGAAUGCUGUAUCUCAUAUUUCGAUUUGACGAAGCUCACGGACCUUAAAGCAAGACGCGAGCAUCUGCAGACUCUGUUUCGAUUCGUCUGUCAAUGCCCACGGUGCCAAAGUGAGGAGCCUCCGGUAGAGGAGCCCGAAUGGGUGGCGAUGCCUUUUGGGGACGAUGAUCGAAAGCAGGAACCGCCUGACAUGCAAUCCAGCACGACUAAAAUCCCCGAUACGGUGGUUGAGGAAGAGCGCGUGCUCUCGGCUGGGUCGCAGCAUCUGCAUCGCAAGCUGCGAGGUAAAGAGGUGCAACUUCUGGCGGUGGGAGGCGCCAUCGGCACCUCUUUGUUUGUCCAAAUGGGCGCGGUGCUCCCUAAAGGUGGACCGGCCGGACUGCUCCUGGGGUUCGUGGCCUAUGGCACUAUCAUCCUGGCUGUCAACCAAUGCUUCGCGGAGAUGGUUUGUUUUCUUCCCAUCCCGUCGCCAUUUGUUCAGCUGGCGGGUCACUGGGUCGACGAUGCCCUAGGCUUCGCUAUGGGAUGGAACUUUUUCCUAACGAUGGCUCUUGGUAUUCCAUAUGAAAUCGUUGCGAUUAAUGUGCUCCUCACUUACUGGACUGAUCGAAUACCUGUGGCAGCAGUCGUGGUUGCUGUCAUGGUUAUAUACGGCAUUCUCAACACGCUGACCGUACGGUACUUCGGAGUCGCUGAGUUCUAUCUGUCCAUCUGUAAAAUUGUAUUGAUGCUGGGUCUCAUCUGCUACACCUUCGUGACGAUGGUUGGAGGAAAUCCUCAUCAUGACGCUUACGGCUUCCGCUACUGGAAGGAUCCAGGCGCCUUUGUCUCAUAUCUCGUAGCAGGAAAUACGGGACGAUUCUGUGGAGUCCUGGCAUGCAUGAUCCAAGCUUCAUUCACCAUGGUCGGACCGGAAUACAUCUCCAUGACUGCUGCCGAAGCAGAGCGCCCCCGAGUUAUUAUGCACAGAGCCUACUCCUCGUUCGUCUGGCGACUGAUGAUUUUUUUCAUCGCAGGCGCAUUAUGCAUGGGGAUCGUUCUACCGUACGAUGACCCGACCCUCGCCGCCACGAUCGCAGGAACCCGUAAGGGAAGUGGAACCGGUGCAGCAUCCCCCUACGUGAUCUCCAUGACCCACCUCUCAAUCCCCGUCCUUCCCCACAUCGUCAAUCUGCUCAUCCUCACCUCCGUCCUCUCCGCCGGCAACAACCUGAUUUACUCAGCCUCGCGCACCCUGCACGGACUCGCCCUAACUCGCAAAGCACCCGCGAUCUUCACGCACUGCACCGCCCGCGGUCUGCCCAUCUACGCCAUCCUCGUCACCAUGGCCUUCUGCCUCCUCGCCUUCCUGCAGGUGCAACACACCUCCGCUACGGUGCUAAACUGGCUCGUCAGCGUCAUCACCGCCUCUUAUCUUCUGAACUACUUCGGGACGUGUGUGACGUAUCUUCAUUUCUACGCCGCGCUGAAAGCGCAGGGGGUGGAUCGACGGACGUUGCCUUAUCGCGGAUACCUGCAACCGUACGCGGGAUGGCUUGCGGUUGUCGGGACCGGGGUGAUGGUUUUGGUGCUGGGAUGGGAAGUAUUCCUCAACGGCAGAUGGAGUAUUGAGACAUUUAUAUUGGACUAUGCGAUGAUUGCUGUAUUUGUGGUGCUGGGGAUGGGGUGGAAAUUGGGGAAAAGGACUGGAUGGGUGAGGCCGGAGGGGGCGGACUUGGGGGUCAAGGGGUUACGGGCUGAGAUAGACGAAUAUGAACGUUUGGUAGGGCUAGAAAGAUCGAAGAAAAAGCCGAGCUGGAGGUGGAGGGCUUUUGACAGAUGGUUUGAAUAG
Messenger RNA from Aspergillus homomorphus CBS 101889, 2754 nucleotides. Its product is annotated as general amino acid permease. Gene Ontology annotation, biological process: amino acid transmembrane transport. Bases 1 to 2754 code for a protein of 917 amino acids. Gene Ontology annotation, cellular component: membrane. The record is from RefSeq and is a predicted model, not a curated record. Lineage: Eukaryota; Fungi; Ascomycota; Eurotiomycetes; Eurotiales; Aspergillaceae. The transcript is spliced from 10 exons. Gene Ontology annotation, molecular function: amino acid transmembrane transporter activity; protein binding.